Messenger RNA from Guyanagaster necrorhizus, 1137 nucleotides. Its product is annotated as protein disulfide isomerase. Gene Ontology annotation, biological process: protein folding. The record is from RefSeq and is a predicted model, not a curated record. Gene Ontology annotation, molecular function: protein disulfide isomerase activity. Gene Ontology annotation, cellular component: endoplasmic reticulum. The transcript is spliced from 12 exons. Lineage: Eukaryota; Fungi; Basidiomycota; Agaricomycetes; Agaricales; Physalacriaceae. Bases 11 to 1126 code for a protein of 371 amino acids.
CUCUCCCAUCAUGAAGGCGUUUUUUGCACUCUUUGCGACCGCUUUUGUAGCCGGAAUCAGGGCUUCUAAUGUUCUUGAGCUAAACCCUGGAAAUUUUGAUGACGUUGUCGGUGUCGGAAAGCCUGGUCUUGUUGAAUUCUUUGCUCCCUGGUGCGGACACUGCAAGAAUCUUGCGCCUGUAUACGAGCAACUCGCAGAUGCAUUUUCGCAUGUCAAAGAUAAAGUCUACAUUGCCAAAGUAGAUGCCGAUGGUGAAGGCAAGCCACUGGGCCAAAAGUAUGGUGUUACUGGUUUUCCAACGUUGAAGUGGUUCGACGCCGAUGGUACAGAGGAGGCUUAUUCGGGUGGACGCGAUCUCGACAGUUUGGCCGCAUUUAUCUCCGGAAAGGCAGGUGUCAAGUCGAAUAUUAAGCCGCCCCCGCCGCCGUCAUACCCCAUUCUGGAUAUUUCAACGUUUGAUGAAGUUGUUAUGGAUCCCACUAAAGACGUCCUCGUGGCAUUCACUGCGCCGUGGUGUGGUCACUGCAAAAAUAUGAAGCCGGCAUAUGAGAAAGUUGCAACCACCUUCCUGCCGGAAAGCAAUUGCAUUAUCGCCAACGUUGAUGGUGAUGACAAGAAAAACAGUGACUUGGCUAAGAAAUAUGAAGUCACAAGCUUUCCGACGAUCCUGUUUUUCUCCAAGGAUAACAAGGAGGGUAUCAGUUACGAGGGUGGUCGCUCCGAAGUCGACUUUGUCAACUUCUUGAAUGAGAAAUGUGGCACACACCGUGCAGUCGGAGGAGGUUUGACCGGCAAUGCUGGGCGUCUCGCUGACUUUGACGCUCUAGCUAGCAAAUUCUUCACCGCCGCUGACGACGCGAAGAAUGCGCUUGUUGAGCAAGCGAAGGCUCUCUUAGUCUCCAAUGCGAAUGAAUCUGCCCAGUACUAUUUCCGGGUUAUGGAAAAGCAAGUCAAUGGACCUGCUGGGUACCUUGAGAAAGAGCUGGAUCGGCUGGAGUCGUUGCUGAAAAAGCGGAGCCUUUCGCCAUCCAAACUCGACGAAAUAAAAAUCAAAACGAAUAUUUUGCGUGCCUUUGGAGAGAGCCCAAAGGAGGAGACGAUUGGUCGAGAGGAAGCUGAGCUAUAGACGUCAGAUCA